This is a messenger RNA of Neoarius graeffei (lesser salmon catfish), 7083 nucleotides long. RefSeq names its product mediator complex subunit 1 (gene med1). The coding region runs from base 856 to 6072 and encodes 1738 amino acids. The record is from RefSeq and is a predicted model, not a curated record. Gene Ontology annotation, cellular component: mediator complex. The transcript is spliced from 19 exons. Gene Ontology annotation, molecular function: nuclear thyroid hormone receptor binding; transcription coregulator activity; nuclear vitamin D receptor binding. Gene Ontology annotation, biological process: regulation of transcription by RNA polymerase II; cellular response to thyroid hormone stimulus. NCBI's taxonomy places the organism in Eukaryota, Metazoa, Chordata, Actinopteri, Siluriformes, Ariidae.
UGCACUGUAAAAAAAAUAUUUGUUGUUGUAACUUAAAAAAAGUUAGUGCAAGGGCUGCCUUAAAAAUUUGAGUUCACUGGAGUUCACAUAUGUGUAAACUUCGGACGUGAGAGAUUGCAGCCCUGCAAGGACUAGGCUACUGCAAAGAGGCGAAGGUAAGGAAAAUUAUUCAAUUUCGUAACAUCAGUGUUUGCACAUAUCCGUGUUUUACUGUUGUUGUUCACUACAAUAAUAAAUCCGUUUUAUUGCGCUUUCUUAAAAGUGUGUUGCACAGCAAUAAGUAGCCUAACUUAAUAUUUUUGGGAAAUGGGUAAAAUAACCGACAGUGUUUAACCUUCUUGUAAAACUCGAAUGGCCUUGUGAUAUGUAGAGGCUACAUUCCUCUCCGUUUACUUUUUAGUAUAGACCUACUGUAGGCUGUCAUCAUGGAAAGGAGCAAGAAGGACAUUAUGUCCUUUUUUGCCCCUGUUGGCAAAAAGCAACAUAGAGAGAGUAAGGAAGAUGAAGAUUAUGAAAGAGGAGAGAGAGCCAGAGGUGGAGAGAGAGCCAGAGGUGGUGGUUGGAGAGGUGGAAAGUGAGGCAUCUGAGAGUGAGGAUGAAGACAUUCAGGAUCAGAUUGAGGGACAGAAUGAGGGACAACGAGUCAUUGGGACAACCAGAUUCACCAUGCAUAUCAAGUACAGCACCAUCAGAUAUCAGCAAGUGCUUGGACAACACUCCAGUGCAGCCACGUCUGAAGAAAAGGUUCAUUAAGGGGAGAAGCAGAGUCGUGUUUCUGCUCUGCUGGAGAGGCUGCACGCCAAACACAACGCCUCACGGCCAUGGCAGGAAACCAGCAAAGUCGUCCGCACAGCCAUGGAGAAGCGUGGUGUGAUGAACUCAGCUGGUCACCAGCUCCUCCUCAACUGUUUAGAGACGCUUCAACGGGCACUGAAAGUGUCUUCACUGGCAUCUAUGACUGAUCGCCUGGAGUCCAUCGCCCGGCAGAACAUGUUGGGGUCACACCUUAGUCCCUCAGAGACAGAGUGCUACAUCACCUCUGAUAUGUUCUACGUAGAAGUGCAGCUUGACACCAUGGGCCAACUGAUCGAUGUCAAAGUUGCUCAUCACGGAGAAAACCCUGCGAGCUGUCCUGAGCUCAUACAGCAUCUGAGAGAGAAAAACUUUGAGGAAUUCUCUAAACACCUGAAGGGUCUCGUGAACCUGUACAAGCUUCCUGGAGACAACAAACUGAAGACUAAAAUGUACCUGGCCCUGCAGUCUCUAGAGCUGGACCUUACUAAGAUGAUGCACAUGUUCAGGAUUGCCACAAAAGCUGGCACGGUGGAGACUAUCCUGCAUGGCAGUGUGGGUCUGCUCACCCCACGGAGCGGCGGCCAUCUUCUGUCCCUGCAGUGCUACGUCUCACCUUACGACGUCUUCGAGGAGGGAACCGGUGCGCAGCUAAAUUUCACCGACACAACCAUCCCCCGUUCUCUUGGUGUGAGCGUGUCCGUGACUGUGGAGGGAACACCAUCAGUCUACAAACUUCCCAUUGCCCCUCUCAUUACUGGAUCUCACCCAGUUGAUAACAAAGGGACUCCAACAUUUUCUCCAGCGUCAAACUCAAACUGUGUCGACCUGCCAGCGUGUUUCUUCCUGAAGAUGAAGCUGCCCAUGCCCUUCUCGCUGUCCUUCAUUCACAGAAUGGGUAACGUUACAGGUAUCCCAGUGUUUGAGUUGGUUCCUGCUUUGGCCCCACUCUAUGGCCUCAUCGUUAAAAGCCAGCUUAGUGAAGAAGAUGGCAGUGAUGCUCCAGCUCCAGCCCGAUCCAUGAGAUUUUACGCAUCUCUGCCAGGACAACAGCACUGUUACUUUCUGAAUGGAGAUGCCCCAGUGCAGGAUGGGAAAUCUCUGCAAGGCGCACUGGUGUCCAAAAUCCCCUUUCGACACCCUGCUCACGUGCCCACUCUACUGGACAUCAUACGACACCAAGCAGCUUAUAACACGCUGAUCGGCAGCUGCGUCAAAAAGACAUACAUAAAGGAAGAAGAACUAUCGAGGAGACGACGGGGACAACCUCGAAUUUCAAUCGUCAUUUGGCAAGACUACACCCAGAGAAAUGCUCCUGGGCUGCUGCAAUUUGAGGUCUGUCCACUGACUGACUCGAGCUUCAGUGUGUCAUUCCAGCAUCCUGUCAAUGAGUCUCUCGUUUGUGUUGUAAUGGAGGUAAUUGAUUCACGGCAGGUCGCAUGUAAGCUCUAUAAGGGUUUGUCUGAUGCUUUGAUCUGCACAGAUGAAUUCAUUACCAAGGUAGUUCAACGAUGCAUGUCCAUCCCGGUGACUAUGCGAGCUAUCCGUCGCAAGGCAGAGACAAUUCAAGCAGACACCCCAGCUUUAUCCCUAAUAGCUGAAACUGUGGAGAUAAUGGUGAAAAAGAACCUUCCACCCACAGGUAGCCCUGGUUACAUGGGGAUGGGCACAGGACCUGAUGGGAGCAGCACUGUGGGCCUACCUGGUGUAGGGGGUGCUACAACACCUACAGGUGGCAGUAGUGCUGGGAAUUUGGGUGCAAGUGGGCCAUUCCAAGGCCCAAUUGGUGCCAUUUUCAAUAUGAGCCACCAGGGAAGUUCAGUUGUAGACACUAUGGGGCAGCUAGGAAGUCAGCCACAGCAGCUCCCACCACAACACAACCAUGGUUCAGAUGAUUUUAGCAAGGUGACUCAGAACCCAAUACUCACAAGUCUUCUCAAGAUAACAGGAAGUGUAGGGUCUAGUCCCACUCCUCAGGGCUCUGCAAGCUCACAACCACACCAGACACCGCCACUGACCACCUCACCUGCUAGCAAUACCAAAAACCAUCCCAUGCUCAUGAACUUGUUGAAGGACAACCCCUCACAGGACUUUGCUGCCCUUUAUGGUAGCAGCCCUCUGGAGAGACAGAACUCUUCUGGUUCUCCUCGCACAGAUAGUCAAGGUCAACCAUGUCCUGGAGGAGGCACCAAAGGCAAGAAGAAGAGACCAAGGAGCACCGAUAAGAGUGUGAUGGGAACAGGGGGAGGGAUGGGAAUGAAACAGCAAUCCCAACAACAGCAAUUGGGAAGCCUAAGCCAGCAGCACCAUCUCACACAUCCCCCCACUGAAGAUGAUUUCCACCGUGAGCUCUUUUCCAUGGAUGUUGAUGCCUCUCAGAAUCCCAUUUUUGAUGUCAAUCUUCCAGGUGAUGGGUUGGACACUCCUCACAGUAUCACCCCAGCCCCAAGCCAAUGUGGGACCCCACCAUCAGGUCCGGGAAUGCCAUACCAUCCACAGUCACAUGGUCCAUCUCAGACACAAGCUCAGUCACAGCUGCCAGGAUCUAUACCUCGCAUGGUGCGCCUCUCUAGCUCCGAAAGUAUUGGUCCUGACAUUAAUGAUAUUCUGUCUGAUAUUCCUGAUCCAGCCACCAAAGGGAGUAGUGGCAGUCAUGGGCAGCAUCACAUGGGUGGGGAAGAAGGAGGUUCCUUAGACACUCCGCUAAGGGAUUCCUCUAGCUCAGGGCAGGGUAGUGCAGUAUUUGAGGCUGACCUGUUUAAUGCCAACAGCAAUGAAAACACUUACACUGAUCCAGCAGAUCUGAUUGCAGAAGCCACUACUGCAGCUACGCCAAAUAGUGAUGACUCCUCAAGUAAUUUCUUUCCAGAUACAGACUUCAACCCUGAGUUGCUGCCAGGUCAGGGAACCUUCUCACAUACGAGUUACUUUGAUGACAGUUCACCCAGUCCAGAACCAGAUCUUGACCUUGUGAAAAGCUUCAGUGGGGGAAGUCAGCAGAAUACACCCUCAGGCACCCCUCAGAAUCCAACUUCUCAUGGCCGUAGCACACCUGAUGCCUCUCUAAAGGACCCUUUUGAUGUUAGCAUGGUUUUUAGUGGAAACAGUGGAGGAGGAAAACCUUUGCUAGGUCCAGGGCCAGAUUUGGGGGAUUCACAUUCUCAUGGAGGUGGUGGCCAAAGUCCACUCACGAUUGGUAUGCCAGGACUUAGCAGUGACUUUAAAAGUAAUGAAGUAAAGCUCAAACAGCCGCAAAUGAGGCCAAAGGAGGAUAAUGGGGGUGGUAACUCUGGGAUGGUGAUGGGAGGAACAGGCUCUUCUGAAGGAAAGCAGAUGAAACGUAGUCGCACACCUUCUAGUGAGGGAAAAUCAAAAGAAAAGCCACUCAAACGUAAAAAGCUUGACCCAGAAGGUAAGUCUCCCUCACACAGUUCUGGGGGUCGACCCUAUACCCCUCCAAGUGGGAGUGUCAGUUCUGGAAGUUCAAUGAGUGGAGGUGGAUCCAAAUCCCCAGGCAGCUCAGGUCGUUCUCAGACCCCACCAGGGGGUGCGACCCCACCUAUACCUAAAAUUACAAUACAAAUCCCAAAAACCUUAACUGGGGGAAAAACAUCAUCUCAUGGAGGUUAUACAUCAAGCAGUUCUGCAGCUGGAAGUACUGGUGGUACCAGUGGCACAAGCAGCAGCAAAAGCCACCAUUCCCACUCCUCUUCAUCUUCAGGAAAAAUAAAGACCAGCAAGAUGGAAGGCUCCAUGGGACAAGGUAACAGUUCUAAACCACCAAGUUCAGGAGGAAGUGGUAGUGGUGUGCCUCCUCAGUCCAAAAGCUCUUCCCUCGGGAUGGGUUCAGGCAAACCAGGCUCUUCUCCGAUCACCAAGCAUGGUAUGUCAGGUUCAGGUAGCAGUGGCAGCAGUAGUGCAGUUAGUGGGAAUAAAAUGAGGCCCCAAGGAGGCAAGCCCCCUGGAUCACUGAUAAACCCUAGCAUUAAGCCUAACAUCUCUCCUUCACACUCUCGGUCUGGGAGUUCUGACAAACUUUCCUCCCCAUUGAAACUUCAGCAAGGACAGGUUCCAGGAACACCACCAUCCUCAAAAGCUAAGUCGCCAAUUGGUUCUGGAAGUGGGAGUUCAGGGGGGUCAAAGUCCUCUUCUGGUGGUGGGAUGAGUUCCCAGAAACAGUUAGGAAGUGGCUCUUCUUCUGGUUCUUCCACCUCAUCUGCUAGCUCCUCCUCUUCAUCAGGCUCUAUGACCUUUUCUUCUGGUGGUCAGUCACAAUAUGGGGGAAGUGGGGGUAGUGGAGGGGGAGGCGGAGGAUGUGGUGGAGGCAGUGGAGGGAACAACCCUAAUGCCAAAGGAAAGUCUCCUAGCCGAAACAAAAAACCUUCCCUCACAGCAGUCAUAGACAAGCUGAAGAGUGUGGGUAGUGGGGGCAUUGGUGGGGAGGAAUGUGAAGGAGGUGGUGGUCCUGGCAGCAGUACAGGGAGUGGAGGUGGGGGGGUACCGCCAAAUGUUGGUCCUCCAAAGCGAGACAAGGUUGAAAAAGAAGGGAAAUCCAAGGGAUCUCUUUCAACAGGAAACUUGGGCGAUAAAAAAAUGAUGGACCCAAAAGGUAGUGGAGUGAGUAGCACUGGUGUGGCUAAGAUUAUCAUAAGCAAACCCGAUGGAGGUUCUCCAAGCAUCAAGUCCAAAGUAACUCUCCAGAAGCCUGGUGAUGGAUCAGCAGAAGGAUCCAUGCGCCCCCAGCAUUCAGGCUUGAAAGCAUCGCCUCUUUUCAGUGGCUCAACUCCAAAGCAUGACCGCAGUUCUCCAAGCCAUGGUCGUUCACCUGGAUACACACCACUGUUCCCAGACAGUGAGAGUGAGUCUGGCAGCAGUUCAGUGGCAGAGAAAUCCCAUCAGAACAGCCCCAGCUCUGACGAUGAUCAGAGUAUGAGGCCGCUACAACCACCACAGGACUACAUGUCCGUCAGCUUGGGAGAGAAGCACAAGAAGCACAAAAAAGAAAAAAAAAAGCAGAAAGAAAGAGAACGGGAGAGGGAGCGCGACAGAGACCGAGAUCGAGAGAAGGAGAAGAAGAAAUCAACAAUGUCCUGUGGUCCCUCUUCACACUCAAUGAAGGCAGACAGCUGGUCCAGGUCUCCUCUGUCCUCCUCAGAACCCUCUAUAUCUUUGCUCAGCUCUGAGCGUGCCUCUCGACCAAGUCCUGUGUACAUGCACACUGAAGAUGACGACCUGAUGGACUCUGCUCUAACUGGCUCUAACUUGGAACCAUUCAAAUAGAGAUUAUACCAUGGGUAUGUUUACCUUUUUUUUGUAUUUUAGUACCUCUAUGAAACUUCUGUCAUUUAACAUGUUGAAUAUUAUGCUCAUUCUUUUUAACCUGGAAGAUUUUUAAUAAUCAGAUGGAGAUUGAGUCCACCCUUUUUAGAAUAAUAUAAUGACAUGCCUGCAUGGUUUGUACUUCACAUAUCUGUUAGGGUUUAUGGGAUGCAAAAAUAAUCCUCAUACUGGUGAUGAAAACACACUGAAGUUCAACAUGAUAAACCUGUCUAAAAGUAUCUAAAUUAAUUUUAAUGGCUUGUAGGUUGCAUUUUGAUCAUAUUUAUCGUCAGAAUGAAAAAUGUGCUGUAUUUGUAAAAGGUGACAAUGUUAAAAAAAAAAAGUCUCUCUUGAAGUGCUUGUUUAGUUGAAGCCAUGUGUUUUUAGAAGCAUUAUUUUCUUGAGACAUUUUAAUGUUCUUUAUUCGCUUUGUCAUUUGGUUUUAGGCUUUGUAGAGGAGUGUAACCAAGCAGAUUAGCAUUUCCUCCUUCGCAUGUAAAUAUUAUUUGUAUAAGGUCAUUAUACAUGAUUGAAAUAAACUUUACUGGUGAAUUAAACUAUUUUAAGUAUGAAAAGUGUGGCAUUUUGGAAGUAUUUGAAAGCUCCACCAACAGGGGUCACUAUGAAGUUAGUUAUAUUUGUAUAGUUUGUAUAAAGUAUUUGAGUGCCUUAAAAAUAAUGGCUAGUGAAUGAAUCUUCUGAAAGCAAAUGUUCUCAGCCUAUAUAAUAUCUUGAUAAAUUCAGAUUUUAUUCUGUUUAUGUAUACAAUACUUGCUUGUUAUAGUCUGUUGGAGGAAGACACUUGUAUUUCAUAGUGCAGAUUUAUUUUUAUUAAGACUCUCUACUAAGAAUUCAGUAGUUAUUCUAAGCUUUUUCAUGGAGUAUCUUUAUAUCAUUGCCACCAUUUCAGAAAGAACUAUUUCAGGUCUUAUUGUAAUAUACCUUUUGUGUUUUUAUAUUGGCACCCCACAG